AUGGUGAAGCCAAUUUCUUCGGUCACUGCAAGCAUUAUGCAGGAUGACAUGGUUGGCAUUCUCGAGACUAACAAUGUCAAGGAUAUGAAGCCCCUAAAUGAUAGAGUUCUGACUAAGGUGGUGGGAGCGGAGGAGAAGACUGCGGGAGGCUUCUUGUUGACAGAAGCGACCAAGGAGAAACCUUUGGUCGGCACCAUAUACCAAGUAAUUGCAGUCGGGCCAGGCCCCCUCAAUGAGGAAGGGAAGAGGAAGGCGUUGUCAAUCUGUCCAGGGAACACUGUGAUGUAUUCUAAGUAUGAUGGAAAUGAGUACAAGGGAACUGAUGGUUCUAACUACAUCGCACUUAGAGCUUUUGAUGUAAUGGCAAUGCUCUUGUAG
Messenger RNA from Punica granatum (pomegranate), 378 nucleotides. Lineage: Eukaryota; Viridiplantae; Streptophyta; Magnoliopsida; Myrtales; Lythraceae. The record is from RefSeq and is a predicted model, not a curated record.